Molecule: messenger RNA, 444 nt
Organism: Striga hermonthica
Lineage: Eukaryota; Viridiplantae; Streptophyta; Magnoliopsida; Lamiales; Orobanchaceae
Source: the annotation of a GenBank genome assembly
AUGGCAGGUCCUUUGACAGAAGAGCAGAUUGCUGAGUUCCAUGAAGCUUUUACCCUUAUUGAUAAAGAUUGUGAUGGGGUAAUCACUAUGGAAGAACUUGCAUCAGUCAUCCAAUCAUUGAAUGAACAUCCAACAAGGGAAGAAAUUCAAGAAAUGCUUAAUGAGGCUGAUACUGAUGGAGAUGGUACCAUUGAUUUUCAUGAGUUUUUGAGUGUCAUGACAAGAAAAACAAAGGAAAAUGUGGCAGAUGAGGUGAAAGAAGCUUUCAGGGUGUUUGAUCGUGAUCAAGAUGGAUUCAUAUCGGGGAUUGAACUGAAAAAUGUGAUGAUGAAUUUGGGAGAAAAACCAACAGAUGAAGAAGUUGAACAAAUGAUACGAGAUGUUGAUCGAGACGGCGAUGGACUCGUUAGCUAUGAGGAGUUCGUGAGGAUCAUUCUGGCUUAA